AACCGUUCUGCUGUACCGUGAUACUUUUUUGAUUUUAACUUCUUAUCAAACUCGUGAAAUGUUAAACUAUUUGGUGAAAUGAAAACUCAGUCCAAUUAAAUGCCCUCUUUUCCCACCUGUCGUCUGCUGUGGAUGUGAAAAACAGCGAAAUGUCAACAUAACCGUAGCCUAGCCAUAUGCCUUCUCUGUUGUUAUUACGAGGGAAAAGACAUUGAAGAAAAAUUUUAAUCGCUGCAAUCUACUCUUAAAGUUAUAUUUAUAGUUAAAAAUAACUUUGUUGCGCUGUAUAUGUACAUCCACACUACAACCAGAGCUUAUCACUCAACACUCCAUUCAGUAGUUGGAAUGAGUUGAGUCAUAUGUAUCUGGGACAGAAUCUGACAAAUAUUAUGUCUUGGGUUGUUUUCUGACUACCAAGUGCAUCCUGGAGCUCUGCUAGUUCAGCAGUUACAAGUGAAGAUUGAACGUAUGAGCUUGUAGUACUUGAUUCUCUGCGUCAAAGCCAUGGCAGAAUUUGUCCCAGGAUCAGCCUCUUUGCCAUCUUCAGAUGUUGAGCUUACCAUAUCUUGCAGAAACCUUUUAGAUUGUGAUGUGUUUUCAAAAUCUGAUCCGCUAUGCGUCGUCAAAAUGAAGUCAGCAGAGAUUCCUCAAUGGCGAGAAGUUUUUAGAACUGAGAAGAUAACAAAUUCUUUAAACCCUGAUUUUGUCAAAAAGAUGCAAAUUCAGUAUCGCUUUGAGGAACAACAAAUAUUACGCUUUGAAGUGUAUGAUAUUGACACCAAAAAUCCAAAUUUAGAAGAACAAGACUUUCUUGGUUAUUGUGCAACAACACUGGGUCAGGUUGUCUCUUCUGGAAAAAUUACUAUGCCCCUCACAGGAAUGCCUCUCAACAAGGGUGUUUUGAUUGUUAGUGCUGAGGAACUGGCCGUCUGUGUGGAUGAAAUUACUCUGAAAUUUGUUGGGAAGUCACUUGAUCGGAAGGAUUGGUUAGGAAAAUCGGAUCCAUUUCUAGAAUUUGCCAAGGUAGCAGAAACUGGAGAUUAUUCUGUGGUUCACCGUACAGAAGUAAUAAAAUUUACAUUAAAUCCAGAAUGGAGACCGUUUACCAUAACUGCUAGGACGCUGUGCGGUGGAGAUGCUGAUCGUAGUAUUCGUGUCACAUGUUAUGACUGGAAUAGGUCAGGAAACCACAGUCUGAUUGGUCAUUUCUACACAACACUCAAGCAAUUAAGUGAGGGACCAAGCCCAGAUAAUAUUUACAGAGUGAUAAACCCAAACAAACAGCAAAAAAAGGCUGGAACAUAUACACAUUCAGGAGAAAUUUCUUUAACUCAUUUUGAAAAAAGAAAACUUUAUACCUUCUUGGACUACAUUAUGAGUGGUACUCAACUUAACUGCACUGUUGCUAUUGAUUUCACAGCAUCAAAUGGAGAUCCCAACUCACCAACAUCACUUCAUUACACCGGGUCAUCAGAGCCCAAUCAGUAUGAGCAAGCUCUCACUGCUGUGGGUGAAAUAAUUCAAGACUAUGACAGUGACAAACUCUUUCCUGUGUUGGGAUUUGGGGCAAGGAUCCCUCCUCAUGGUCAGGUGUCACAUGAGUUCUUUGUCAAUAUGCACCCCAGUUAUCCGUACUGUGAAGGAAUUUCAGGUGUACUUGAAGCCUACAAGAAAUGCAUCCGUCAAAUACAGCUCUAUGGUCCCACCAACUUUGCACCAGUAAUUAAUCAUGUUGGGAAAUUUGCUGAGGCCUAUCAAGAUGGGUCUCAAUACUUUAUCUUGCUCAUAAUCACUGAUGGUGUGAUUACUGAUAUGCCACAAACUAAGCAGGCUAUUAUCCGCACUUCAAAUCUUCCACUCUCAAUUAUAAUAGUGGGAGUGGGCAAUGCUGAUUUUUCUGCAAUGAAUGAACUGGAUGCAGACACUGUUCCAUUGAUUAUGGAUGGUAUCAGAGCUGCAAGAGAUAUUGUUCAAUUCGUACCAUUCAACAACUUUCAAAGAUUAGCUGACAAAGCAUUAGCAAAGUCAUACCUUGCUCGAGAGGUUUUAGCAGAGAUUCCAGAUCAGGUGGUUGGAUAUAUGAGAAGUAAAAAUAUUAUUCCUCUCCGUGAAAGGCCUGAAAGUCCCCCUCCUUACUCAGAACGUGACAGAAGUGACAGUUACACAGGCUCCUGGGGCUUUAUGUAAACAUUCUGUGAAGUAAAAAUGCUGCACGUUAUGUUGUACAGAAUUUUCUAGGGAUCGCUCCAUAAAUAAAUGACCAUCAUGUGUAUAUGUUUCUGUACCUGCCAAAGUUGCACAUUUAGAUGCACGUUUAUUAUGAUUGGUCAACUUUCAUGCUCCUUGAUUUACUCUUGACAUUGCUCAAUUUUUUUAGAGUCGUCAUUUGUGAUGUUAGCUACUAUUAUGUAUGAGUCUUCUCUAAGACGCACACUGUUAACACAUUUCGCCAAUGGAAAAAAAUUGCCAAAAAUACAUUAUAUUCUCUUCUGCCAUAUGAUUAUAUAAUGCUUAAGGCUGUGUUUUUGAUUUUACUUAAAUGUUUUAGUUUUCAUAUGCUGAUGUACCUGAGUUGAUCAUUUUAUACUUAUCUCUUCUUGUAGCUUUGUGUAUUUCUUGAUAUUGUAUGACGUGUGACUUUGUAAGAACUUUGUUUUGUUCACUACCUAUUUUAUAAAUUAAGUUGCUGUGGAUUUCUAAAAAGUCAACUGGUAACUCACCAUUCAUAAAAUAAAUUUUAAAUAUGAAUA
Messenger RNA from Frankliniella occidentalis (western flower thrips), 2750 nucleotides. RefSeq names its product copine-8. The record is from RefSeq and is a predicted model, not a curated record. Gene Ontology annotation, cellular component: plasma membrane. Lineage: Eukaryota; Metazoa; Arthropoda; Insecta; Thysanoptera; Thripidae. The coding region runs from base 505 to 2187 and encodes 560 amino acids. Gene Ontology annotation, biological process: cellular response to calcium ion. The transcript is spliced from 13 exons. Gene Ontology annotation, molecular function: calcium-dependent phospholipid binding.